Messenger RNA from Oncorhynchus nerka (sockeye salmon), 2758 nucleotides. Its product is annotated as phospholipid phosphatase-related protein type 4-like. Gene Ontology annotation, molecular function: phosphatidate phosphatase activity. The transcript is spliced from 7 exons. The record is from RefSeq and is a predicted model, not a curated record. Gene Ontology annotation, cellular component: plasma membrane. Lineage: Eukaryota; Metazoa; Chordata; Actinopteri; Salmoniformes; Salmonidae. Gene Ontology annotation, biological process: phospholipid metabolic process; signal transduction; phospholipid dephosphorylation. Bases 241 to 2691 code for a protein of 816 amino acids.
UCUAAAUACGCACAACAUUUUUUAUUUUACCAUUCGGUUUUGCGGUUUGCUUCGAUAGUGAUUUGGUGCGCGAGUGACUGGCUGCAGUGGAGCUGUUCAUUCAAUACAAGCGCGACACUUGGCGAUGAAGCUGAAACCACCAGCUACAGAAGCGUAAUCUCUUACAUUGCCAAAAUUACGGGCGGAAUUAAAUACAACUCUCUGUCUCCGGCCUCUCAAAGGAGAGACAGGAGGUUCAUCAUGUCUGCUAAAGAGAGACUAAAAGGGAAGGUGACCAAAGACAGCGUCACCUUGCUGCCUUGUUUCUAUUUCGUUGAGCUCCCGAUCAUGGCUUCCUCUGUGGUCAGCCUGUAUUUCCUGGAGCUGACCGACGUGUUCAAACCGGUGCGGUUGGGCUACAGCUGCAAUGACCGCAGUCUGAGCAUGCCCUACAUCAGGCCCGCUGAGGAAGUCAUCCCUUUCCUCAUGCUCUUCAGCCUGGCCUUCGCUGGACCUACAGCUACGAUAAUGAUAGGAGAAGGUAUCCUGUAUUGCUGUCUGUCUAGGAGAAAGACUGGGGUCAAAACAGAGGCCAAUAUCAAUGCAGCCGGCUGCAAUUUCAACUCGUACAUACGGCGUGCAGUUCGGUUUGUUGGGGUCCACGUAUUUGGACUGUGCCUCACGGCUCUCAUCACUGAUGUCAUCCAGCUGUCGACGGGCUACCACGCCCCAUACUUCCUGACAGUGUGUAAACCCAAUUACACCACGCUCAACUUGACCUGUGACGACAGCUCCUUCAUCACAGAGGACUUCUGUUCUGGAGGAGCAGACCCAGCCAUCAUCAACGCUGGCAGGAAGUCCUUUCCCUCGCAGCAUGCCACCCUGGCCGCCUUCGCUGCUGUCUACGUCUCUAUGUACUUCAACGCUACGCUGACGGACUCCUCCAAGCUGCUGAAGCCCCUGCUGGUCUUCACCUUCAUUAUGGGUGGCAUCAUCUGUGGCCUGACCCGCAUCAUCCAGUUCAAGAACCACGCCAUCGACGUCUACUGUGGCUUCCUCAUCGGAGGCGGGAUCGCCGUCUACCUGGGUCUGUAUGCAGUGGGUAACUUCCAGCCUACUCGGGACACGUCCAGACAGCAGCCCCAGCCUCCCCCGCUCCGCGAGCCCCCCAGGAGCAACACCGUGCCCAACGUCAGCCAGAGCGCAGGGCGCCACCUGCAGCCCAACAGCCUCAACAGCAUGAACAGCCUGAACAGCAUCAGCACCACCGAUAGCCUCACCGCCGCCCGUCCCGCGACCCUCCUGACCCGGGUCCCCUCCUGCCGUGAGUCCAGCUCCCUGAACAACCUGAAGAGGGCCAGUGCUGAUGUGGAGUGCAUCACCUCGUCAAGCACGCUGUGUAAACAGGACAGCCUGGUGACCUUUAACAGUAGCACGUUACCCAGGUCGCAUGGCGGCUCGCUCCCCGAAGAGCACCGGGUCCCACGCCGCCACGCGAGCAUCCACGCCUCCAUGGACUCCACGCGCUCCAAGCAGCUGCUGUCGCAGUGGAAGAGCAAGAACGAGAACCGCAAGUUCUCACUGCAGGUGAUGGACAGUGGGGUGGUGGUGGGACGCCACCAUUCAACAUCCUCCUCCUCGCCCCAGAGGACCAUGGAGCUGAGGUGCAGCUCUGAGCCGUCCGCCAUGGGCCUGGAGGCGGAGCUCCGUGCUCAGGGCCACAUCCCCGCCCAGUACAUGAAGCUAGCAGCUAGCAUCGUGCCGCUGUCCAACCACCUCCCCCACAAUGGGGGCAGCAGCGGCCUGGCCACGGGGGCCCGCGUCUCCAUCCAGUCCCGGCCAGGCUCCUCCCAGCUGGUCCACAUCCCGGAGGAGACCCAGGAGCACAACAGCAGCACCUCCACCAGGGAGGAUGAGGAUGACGAGGACAGAGAUGAUAGCUAUGUCGGCGGUGGGAUCCCCGGCGGGGGAGGAUCAGCGCGCUCCAAGUGGCUGAAAGUGGCCAAAGAGGGCGCCCUGUGCAGGACUAACAGCCUAACUAACCAGCCGCGCAUCAUGCAGGUCAUCACCGUGUCCAAGCAGCAGGGUCUGCUCCAGCACGGCAGCCCCAAGAGCUCUGAGGACGGUAGCGUGGUCAGCUGCACAGGCUCCAUCCAUUACAAGGCCCUGACGGACCAGGAGCCCGGCCAGGGCAUCGUAAGGGUGGAGGCCCACCCGGAAAACAAGCCUGUGAUCAAGCCUCCGGACGGCAGUGGCUCCUGGAGGUGGAAGCCGCAGGAGCAACGGGGUAGCAUCCGUCAGUCCUUUGAGCUCAACGACCUCAACCGCGACUCGGAGAGCUGCGACUCGCUCAAGGACGUCUACGGCUCCAUCGACGGGAGGAUGAGUCAGACGGGUACGGACACUGGCAGCGAGCGUGGCGGUGGGGGAGGGGGUCACCCCUAUGUGCACCACCCACACUACCACCACCACCACCCCCACCAGGGCAUCACCACCAUCCGUGUGACCCCUGUGGAGGUACUAAGUGGAGGGGGCAGCGAGGCCGCCUCCGAGACCCUUUCCAUCGCCUCCAGUCGGGAGUCCACCCUGCGGAGGAAGGGCAAAAUCAUCCUGCUCCCGGAUAGAGGUCCAAGUCCGGACAACUCCAGGAACUAUUUCAAAGGGGCCUCCCCCACACCGCCCCCCACCCUGGGUCUGGCAUAUAGGGAGUGAACAGCUGCACAGUCAGCACUUAUUCUUACCAUUCCCCCUUACUGCCCAUGUGGUGGUCCUAUCUGCC